AUGGCUACAGAAGAAAAAGAAACGUAUUUCUGUUGGGAAACAAUGAUUGGACAGGAACUCACUAAAUUAGUGACAAUGGAUCUUAUAAUAACUAUAGCGUCGAUUUUCUUGAUCGAUUUCUUCCGUGGUCUCUGGAUCAGAUCAAGUAAUUUUUAUUUAAUGGUACUACUUUUAUGGCUUUUGCUGUGUACCCUUCCUGUUGGCUACGUGAUUGCAUCAAAAAGGCCAUCAUCGAUCUGUGGACCAUUCGCAGGCCAUAAGAGAUUUUACAAUGUUGUGACGCAAAUGCUUGAAGGACGAGUUGAUGGCAAAAUUCUUGGGUGGCUUUUAUAUAUUGGUUCACCAGGUGUUGUAAUACCCGUACUUCUGCUGUUAAUGCUCAUUAUUUAUUUCCUUGUUUCAUUGAUUCGAGGAUUACGCGAGGCCAACGAAGAUUUACAAAAACAAUUAAUACAUGAAAGAACUGAAGAAAAAAAGAAAAUAUUUGAGUUGGCAGGUGGUGCCAAUAAACGGAAAGUCGAACAUCGAAAUAAUCUAGAAAAGAAUAAAAUGGCAUCGUGUCUCCCAGUUGUUGAACAGAAACGCAGAGAGCCAUGGCGUGCAUACAAUGGUGUAAGAAUGCAUUAA
Molecule: messenger RNA, 627 nt
Organism: Dracunculus medinensis (Guinea worm)
Lineage: Eukaryota; Metazoa; Nematoda; Chromadorea; Rhabditida; Dracunculidae
Source: the annotation of a GenBank genome assembly